Molecule: messenger RNA, 462 nt
Organism: Cetraspora pellucida
Lineage: Eukaryota; Fungi; Glomeromycota; Glomeromycetes; Diversisporales; Gigasporaceae
Source: the annotation of a GenBank genome assembly
AUGCCUAAAUGUUUAUAUUGUAAGAAAGUUUUUAUAAAUCAGCAAGCAUUAGGUAAUCAUGUAAAAAAACAUUUGGAUGAUAGUGAUGAAGAUUUAUCUUUACCAAAUAAAGUGAUUUAUACCAAUUUGGUUAAAAUAACAGAUUUAGGAGAGAUUAAUUCUAAUAUAAACAGCUUUGUUGAAAACCAAAAUCCUAGUGUCUCAUCUUUCAAUUGCAUAAACAACAUUCGAAAUUAUGAAUCACAAGACGUUGAAUUUUUUGAUUAUACCGAUUUUCAAAGCAAUACAUCAGAUGGAUCUAUUGAAGAACAGGUUAUUGAACUUUUUGAUCAAAGUGAUUCUCAAAGUAAUGAUCAUAGUGAUUUUCAAAGUAAUGAUCAUAGUGAUUCUCAAAGUAAUAAUCAUAGUGAUUCUCAAAGCAAUAUAUCUGAUGUACAAUCAGAUUUAUCAGACAUUACAGAU